Molecule: messenger RNA, 645 nt
Organism: Leptinotarsa decemlineata (Colorado potato beetle)
Lineage: Eukaryota; Metazoa; Arthropoda; Insecta; Coleoptera; Chrysomelidae
Product: sensory neuron membrane protein 1
Cellular component (GO): membrane; cytoplasm
Molecular function (GO): scavenger receptor activity
Source: RefSeq, a predicted model, not a curated record
AUGAUUAAUCUAGGUCCCGGGAACGAUUUACGAGAAAUGUUCAUCAAGGUUCCAUUCCCGCUGUCCAUAAAAGUGUACCUAUUCAACGUGACGAAUCCAAUGGAAAUUCAAAAUGGAGAGAAACCAAUUAUCAAAGAAGUUGGACCGUUUUGCUAUGAAGAAUGGAAAGAAAAAAUAGACGUUACAGAUUUGGAUGCAGAUGACACAAUUUCAUACAAUCCAAAAGAUACUUUUCUGAAGAAAACACGGCCUGGUUGUAGGACUGGCCAGGAAUACAUUACUAUACCACAUCCGAUGAUACUGGGUCUAGUUAAUAUGGUGGUCCGGCAGAAACCAGGAGCUCUUUCCUUAGUCAACAAAGCAAUAAAAUCCAUAUAUGGUAAUCCCUCAUCGAUUUUUGUCACAGCCAAAGCGGAUGAUAUUCUUUAUGAUGGAGUCAUUAUCAAUUGCGGAGUCAGUGAUUUUGCUGGGAAAGCCAUUUGCAGUCAGCUGAAGGGAGCAGAUAUGUUGAAAAAAAUUAGUGAAAAUGAACUGGUGUUUUCUCUUCUUGGACCAGUAAGUUCAAAUGAUGGAAAAAAUCAAAAAAAGAAAUUAUUUAUUCAUUUUUCUAUUGUUGACUGCCACUACAUUAAUUUCAACUUAUAG